Messenger RNA from Gaeumannomyces tritici R3-111a-1, 1143 nucleotides. RefSeq lists its product as hypothetical. NCBI's taxonomy places the organism in Eukaryota, Fungi, Ascomycota, Sordariomycetes, Magnaporthales, Magnaporthaceae. The transcript has a single exon. The record is from RefSeq and is a predicted model, not a curated record. The coding region runs from base 349 to 906 and encodes 185 amino acids.
GCCACCUGGCAGUCCGUCGGCCCCGCCGCCCUCCCGCCGGCCGACGCCGCGUCGCUCGAGUUCCGCGACGUCGAGGCCUUCUCCGCCGACCGCGCCGUCGUCCUCUCCGUCGGCGAGGGCGGCAGCUCCCGCGUCUACGCCACGACCGACGCCGGCGGCGGCAACAGCAACAACGCCUGGCGCCUGGCCUUCACCAACGAUGAGCCCCGCGCCUUCUUCAACUGCCUCGCCUUCGCGUCCGCCUCGCGCGGCUUCGCCGUCAGCGACCCCGUCGACGGCCGCCUGCGCCUGGUCGAGACGUCGGACGGCGGCGAGUCCUGGACCCUCGUCGACCACACCGCCGGCGGCAUGCCCGAGACCUGGCCGGGCGAGGCCGGCUUCGCCGCCAGCGGCACCUGCCUGACCGCCUCUGCCGACGGGCGCGCCCUGUUCGCCGCCACGGGCGGCGUGGCCGGCCGGCCCGGCCGCGUCUUCCGCAACGGGGGCGACGACGACGGCGCCCGCCGCCGAUGGGAGGCCUUCAACACCACCAUCCCGGGCGCCGCGGGCGGGGGCGUCUUCUCGGUGCAGUUCCGGUCCGCCGACGGCGCCGGCGUCGCCGUGGGCGGCGACUACACCCGCCCCGGCGCGGCCGACGGCACCGCAUCCUUCUCGACCGACGGCGGCCGCGUCUGGCAGGCCUCAGUCGUAUUCCCCGGCGGCUACCGCUCCGCCGUCUCGUGGGUCCCCGGCCGCUGCGGCGUCGCCGUCGCCGUGGGGCCUACCGGCUCCGACGUCACGUACGACGGGGGCCGGACCUGGAAGACGUUUGACAACGGCUCCUUUGACGCUGUCCAGUGCGUGCCUGGCGGGGUCUGCUGGGCCUCUGGGCAGCAGGGACGUGCCGCUCGUCUGUUAUUGUCAUAACCGGCCUUGCCAUUCCCAAGAAGAUGCGGAAAAGAUGAGAUUGAACGCCCCGCGCUGCUGUGAAGCAGCCGACGCAAUUAAAUACAAUACUGUCCAGUGCGCCCUAGAUACGUAGGUGGUAGAUACAUAUCUAGGUAGCAGCUCGGGUUUAUGUACUUCCUCAUUCAUAUAUAGACAACGUGCCCAGGUAUAUCCCCGCCCAUAAAAAUCCAUCACGUUAAUCAAGGCGAGCAAACC